Cooperia oncophora is the source of this 756-nucleotide messenger RNA. NCBI's taxonomy places the organism in Eukaryota, Metazoa, Nematoda, Chromadorea, Rhabditida, Trichostrongylidae. The record is from the annotation of a GenBank genome assembly.
AUGAACAUUCUGGACCAAUUCGCAGAAGCAGUCCAGUACAGUGGAGAUAAUACACCGAGACACGCAUCCGGCUAUGGCAUUCCGGAGAUGUGCAAAAUAAUGCAACAAUCUGAGGAUCCCGUUUCGAAGAUUGCCCAGUUCGUCGAUUAUAUGAAAAAUAUGACAACUUCCAAGCAGGAUAGCAACGAAAUCAACCGAGGAAGUUACAAUGACUACGUUGCAGAGGCACGCAUGUCGAAAGACGAAGAGGAUCAAAGUGCGUAUCUCUGGAUGUAUCAAACAUGUUUCGAAUUCGGCUUCUUCCAGUCGACCGACUCCGGCCACAACAUUUUCGGCAGCCCGUUGCCAUUAAACUUUUUCACGCGCACAUGCUCAGAAUUUUUCCCUGACCGCUACUCAGCAGUCGAGAAUCAACAAAGUGUGUUGAAGACGAAUCAUCAUUACGGUGGUCGCCAUAAAUAUGAGGCAGAGAAUGUAGUGAUGACGCAUGGCUCUCUUGAUCCGUGGCAUGCUCUCGGCAACGAAACCUGUGACUCCUCUAGAAACUGCUUUGUAAUCAAAGGAACAGCACACUGCGCGGAUAUGUACCCAGCUCGGAAAGAAGAUCCAAAAGAACUCACUGAUACUCGCAACAAGGUUGAAGAAAUCAUCAGGAAUUGGUUAGCUCCACCAACCCCGAUCAACGUUGAUAUGGGGAACAUAAUCUUUCUCCAACUGACACUGACACGAGCUCCCCACCGGCCCCAGUCAAACUGA